Molecule: messenger RNA, 2823 nt
Organism: Paraphaeosphaeria sporulosa
Lineage: Eukaryota; Fungi; Ascomycota; Dothideomycetes; Pleosporales; Didymosphaeriaceae
Product: kinase-like protein
Exons: 3
Coding region: 1-2823 (940 amino acids)
Biological process (GO): protein phosphorylation; mitotic DNA damage checkpoint signaling
Cellular component (GO): nucleus
Molecular function (GO): ATP binding; protein serine/threonine kinase activity
Source: RefSeq, a predicted model, not a curated record
AUGCGCCCUACUACAGACCUUGUGAAGGACUCAAAACUCAAAACAGAGUAUCGAGAUGGCAUUACGCAACAUACGAUUUUAACAUCAGACCGUCGUAACGGUCACAGAAAGAUCAAAAGAGAGCAACGAUGGCAGCGCGUUGGCGGUAUUCUAGGCGAGGGCGCUUUUGGCACUGUCUGGAAAGAGGUGCUCGUCGGAGGCCAAGAAAGUGACGUUAAAGACCGAGCUGUGAAAAGGAUUCGAAAGCGCACUGGGACCUCCACUUUCGUGGACUAUAGUCGAGAGCUUGAGACUAUCGCUAAGUUCUCACGUGGUAAGUACAAAUCUUUUUUCGUGGAGAGCUACGGAUGGUUCGAAUCUCGAGAUCAUGUGUUCAUUACCAUGGAAUACUUUGAACAUGGUGAUCUGCAAGAAUACAUGAACACAGCAGGGAGAAUGUCUGAAGAUGAUGCCCGUUCGAUAACAUACCAAAUACUAGAGGGCCUGUACCAGAUGCAUGACAAUGGAUUCGCUCAUCGCGAUCUAAAGCCCUCCAAUGUGCUAGUACGACGAACCAAGGAUCAUGAAGAAGGCUGGUGGGUGAAGAUCGGCGACUUUGGCAUAUCCAAAAGAGCGGAGGAAGGAAUGACUGCCUUGCGAACAAUCGCUGGCACUGAAGGGUUCUUGGCUCCAGAGGUUCUUCUAAAGAAAGGAUCAUUGUUCCUCGAGGAAGCCGCAAUUUCAAAAAUGCUGAUGAACGAGCGCGAGUACACGUUUGCAGUCGACAUCUGGGCUCUUGGAGAAAUCGCAUGCAGAAUGAUGUGUGGAUCUCAGCCAUUCCUUACGGACCUUGCCGCUUAUGCAAACGCAAGAUCAGAAUUUCCGACAAGCAAAUUGCAGGAUUCAAUGAUGACCGCUAAAGGUAUUCAACUCGUUCAAGGACUGAUGAAGCCCUUUCCACGAGAUCGGUUGACGGCCUCCGAUGCUCUAGCUCACGUCUGGUUUGAUGAAUUUCGAGAUGGCUCCUCCCAAUCUUCUGGUGAACUCGAAAGUGUUGUUGAGAACUAUGAGAUACUGUCAGACUUGAAUUCCCCUACGUUUCGUGUUGGGACGUCUGGAACUUCUAUUGUCGAUGCCUCAGAGUCGGUCCCUUGGACAGAUCUUGAUGUGACGCUUACCCUACGACCAACAGGGGGCAAGCCUUUCCCGUUUCAUACCGGCAGUACGUCACCAUUGAAUGAGCAAAUCGACCGCGAGACUGCAACGGAUAUGGACUCCAUCCAAGCAAUCGACAAAAAAGAGACGCCAAGCUCUGAUGAAGCCUUCAUUAUCAUUGUCGGCCUGCCAAGUGACGAUGAGCAGAAUAUUACUCCUGAGAUACAGCCUGCCAUACUUUCCCCACAAAGCGCCACCCAACCCGAAGCAGCCAAUAUACCGUCCGCAAAGCUAGAGCCGGAGCCGAAAUCGGCUUGCGUGGAUGACGAGCAAGCGUUGCCUGCGACACAAAAGACAGGUGACAGGGUGAACGUGACACCAGACCCUGGAAUUGAGCUUUCUGCAGCACUUUUUCGAGUGCCAUGGUACCCUCCCAGCUCUGCCUACCCAACGACUCCAUUCUCGUCAGGCGAAAUCACCGCCACAACACUACUGCCUGGCAUGGGCGCGAAUGCUAAUGAGGAGCAACCUGAAGUUGGGACACAUCAUCGAGGCUUGCUUGGUCGCUCUGCCUCGGAGCGGAAGGAAAAGACACCCUAUAUCGCACUCCCGUAUCCGCGAGGCAAGUCAGAAGAACGGAAGAAAAAGACACCCUAUAUCGCACUCCCGUAUCCGCGCGGAAAGUCAGAAGAACGGAAGGAAAGAACCUUUCAUAUCGCACUCCCAUAUCCGCGAGACAAGUCAGAAGACUGGUCUGAUCGAUCUGGCUCGGAGCACCUGGAAGAGCCAUCAUAUGCCAGACUCCCGUAUCCGCUAGACGACUCCGGAGAUCUAUGCAUGCCGAGCAUGCCGAGUCCACAGCUGGAUGUACCACUUCACGAGCGGACACGAAUGAGAGCUGAAUAUAAUCGCAGGGUUGAGAACGGAGUCUAUGAGACAGAGCCAAGAAAGGCAGCAACGAAAUUGAGAAGAGACGCCGAAGAGAGGCGAGCAGGAACAUCGCCACUACGACAGGAUAGGCCGACAAGAAAAUCCAACCAGGGGAGAGUAAGUUCCCAUACCAAGCAACAAAAUGAAAUUUCCCGAACGUCGAGAUUCUUGCAAGCAGCAAGAUUAUUCUCUUCAUCAGACCCGAAGAAAAAGAAAAGGGGUCAGAAGGAUGCCACUAUCGUCGUCCGCUCCAAGCAUCGUAAUACGCCGCGACCUCCCAUUAGCAAGAGUGUCAAGAAACCCGAGGCUUACGAAGCAAAUGCCCUUGGAGAACCUGAGGCGCUUGGGAAGGACGCAUGGAAGGACGAACGGACAGUUUCAUCGUUGGGUAAGACGACGGACAAGGACGAAUGGGCGAUUCCAUCACAAGGGAGGAUGACGGACAGGAACAAAAAUGACCCUCUCGAUCUUAUCAACGAGGUCACUCCUGAUCGAUCCCAGGACCAGAAGGCGUCCGACCAUGAACAUUCGCUUGAUGAGUCCAUGAGAGACCCUAGGGAUAUGCUGGCGAGGUUGGCCAUCCCAUAUGAUACGGCGGCCAAGCCCAGGGUCAGCUCUUUUCGACGCCGCAGAUCUUCUUCUUCUUCUUCAAGUCGAGUAAGGCUUUCUAGCGAUUCUGAACAACAAGACAUAAGUGGACCUGUAGCCUCACAGUCGCCGAAUGGGGUCUUCCAUCUCACGCUCACACAUCUAAUGUGA